This is a messenger RNA of Paramacrobiotus metropolitanus, 1334 nucleotides long. RefSeq names its product BTB/POZ domain-containing protein 6-B-like. NCBI's taxonomy places the organism in Eukaryota, Metazoa, Tardigrada, Eutardigrada, Parachela, Macrobiotidae. Bases 91 to 1251 code for a protein of 386 amino acids. Gene Ontology annotation, molecular function: protein binding. The record is from RefSeq and is a predicted model, not a curated record. The transcript has 9 exons.
AGCAGCGGUGACCUGAGCGAUGUAAAAUUUGCCGUGGGGCGUGCAUAUGGCCCCGUAAAAGUCUUUUCAACACACAAAAACAUCUUGAGCAUGCGCAGUCCGGUGUUCCGCACUAUGUUCUACGGAAGCCUACCCGAAAACUGCGACCACCCCAUUCCUGUUCCCGAUGUUCAUCCUGAUGCCUUCGCCAACAUGCUCAGCUAUUUUUACACCAACGACGUCGAGCUCAGUCGCAACACUGUCUUCCCCACCCGAUUCUGUGCGGACAGGUACGAUGUGCCGUUACUGGUCGACCAUUGCUCGCGGUUCAUCUUAAGUCAACUUGAAGCAGGCAACUGCUUAAUGUAUCUGGACAAGGCGGUUAAGUGGAAUGCCGAAGACAUCGUUGAGUCGUGUUUGAAAUUAGUGGAUAUGCAUACUGAAGGCAUUCUUCGCUCCAAACGAUUCAGCAAACUGGAUAGGAAAUCGCUAGAGCUAAUUUUGCAGCGCAGCACACUGCAGGCAGCGGAAAACGCGAUCUACAUGGCAGUCGAAAAGUGGGCUGCAGCCGCCUGCGCCCGUAUUAACGAGGAGCCCACUGCUGCCAACCGGCGACGAGUACUGGGCGACCUGCUGUACUUAGUGCGGUUCCCGCUGAUGAGUGAUCAGGAGCUAUUGGAUGGACCCGCUGAGAGUAAUUUAUUACUGCAAUCCGAAUGGUGGGACAUUUUUCGGCUCAAACACGCCAAAGCGAAGCCGGAAACACCCUUUUUUGCUCAACCAAGAUUAAGCCCAGGAUUUGUUCCGCUGCCACCGUUACCGGACGGGAUAGCGCCGACGACAGAGUCAUUCUCGCGGUCUUCGUGGUGGAUAAGGAAGUUCAUCCAGUCAUUCUUGUGGUUGGCCGGGAAGCUGCUAGGGUAUCCCGUUCAAGUGGUGCCUGCAAAUUGUUUUCCGAUUUUUGGGACGAUCGUUCUGCGGCGCGGAGAAGGCAUUCCUUUAGGAAUAAGUAUUGUGCGCUUCCAGGCUGGCGGCCGUGAUUGUGGCGUGCCCAUCUAUGUGAAGAGAAUCUUAAUCGGAGGAAGCGCCCACAAAGAUGGACGACUGCUGCCGGGAGAUCAGAUUAUUCGACUGAACGGAGUGAGUCUGCAAGGGGCCACGCAUGACGAGGCUGUCAGUGUGUUCGGGAACGCCGGGAAUAACAUGGCAAUAGACGUUAUGCGACUCUCGUUCCUGGCUGUUCGCAGCCCCACCGCCCAUCACAAUGAGUGAACUGUGUUUCUUAUACUUUGGUUUCCGUUAGAUUUAAUUUGCCCUGAAACUGUCACAGUAAUAAUUUGUGAACACGAGUUCUA